Molecule: messenger RNA, 2287 nt
Organism: Mizuhopecten yessoensis (Yesso scallop)
Lineage: Eukaryota; Metazoa; Mollusca; Bivalvia; Pectinida; Pectinidae
Product: methyltransferase-like protein 25
Exons: 8
Coding region: 90-2174 (694 amino acids)
Source: RefSeq, a predicted model, not a curated record
CACCCGCAAACAUGUCUGCGCCCAUGAUAAACAACACAUGAACUAACUAUUCACCAUAUAUAUUCUGAACUCAGCUCGCAGAAAUAAACAUGAUGUCUGAAUCGGACGCAACAGCUGGAAAUAUAAAUGGAUUUGAUGGGAUCCCUGAAGGACUUGACUUGAAGAAGGCUAAAAACUGUCUGGAUGAUGUGCUGCAUAUGUCACUGAAUUAUCUCCCUUUCUGCAAUGCCCAUUCUAAUGACUUCAUCAUUGACAAUCACUGGGAAAACCACAUCCCACCUGUAGUCAGAGAAGAACUUAUGAACAUGACAGACCAGCAGCUGUGUGACUUCCCAGCUAAAUAUAUAGAAAUGUUAGAAAAUGAUGGUAAGAAUGUCGGUCACACGGAUCACAAAAUGGCUGCUGAAAAUUCUCGAUGGAUCCACGAGGACCUUGAUUCCUACCUGCAAGCAGCGUGUAAAACCAACUUAAAGUCACUUGAUGUUUUGGUUGAUAUUGAAUAUUUGUUCAGUGAAACAGGAUUGGUUAAAGACGUUCUCCAAAUUCAAAAUUUCAUGACGGAUAAGAAGUCGCAUGAGGUGGACAUCAUGACCUGUGUGUGUUCCAGAUUGGCCAGUACAACAGGGGCUGAUGUGAUUGUUGACAUAGGCAGUGGUAAGGGCUACCUCAGCACACAGCUUGCCCUCAAGUGUCACAAGACGGUCGUGGGCAUAGAUGCCCAGUUGAUCAACACCAAAGGGGCCAUAAGAAGGGCAAAAAUCCUCACCAAGCAGUGGAAUGGUCUAGUGCGCAAUGCCAAGGAGCUUCAUGACACUGGGACUGUCACAAAAAAGAGCAACAAAUUCAAAAAGAAACUUAAGAAAGAAAGGAUGUCUGCCAGUAUGACAGAGGGAGAGGAAGAUACAAGUAAAACUAAGAUGGAGGAGGCUGGUCGGGAGGAGUUUGAUGGACUAGGGACAAUGUUUGGGGAGGAGGGCACUAUAAGAUUAACUGACAGUGCUGAGUGGAGUUUGGAUCCAGUGACUGAUCAAGGAGUGUCAAAAUUGACAGAUGUUGACAGACAGUCACCAAAUACUACACCACAAGGCACAGAUAUGUUUGAAAAUCAACCACAGUCGCAGAUAAAGAAAUCAACAAACUUUGAAAUUGAAAAUUUUAGUAACUUGACACUUGACGAUGCAAAAUGCCAUGUAAGCAGUUCUUUAAACAUUGGCGGUUCAACAUCUAAAGUAAAAGACUGUCCUCCUAAAAAGGAUGAUGAAGCAGUUUCAGGCAUCAGAGUUGAGAAAGAAAAUUUGCAGUUAGAUUCCAAAAUCACGUCGAAGAAGAAAAAAAAGUCUUCAGACAAAGGACUAGGGCCUGGGACAAAUCUCCCCUAUAUUCCUGUCACACUUUUUGUGGACACAUCUAUGGAUCUUGUAGAGGUUGUGGCCGAGGCUCUCGCAGAUCAUCCGUCAUCUCCAAGUAAAUUCAGUGACAAACGAGGAGAAACAAACCUGAUGUUAACUGGUCUACACACAUGUGGGGCCUUGGGAUCCAGCAUGCUAGAGCUGUUUGUCAACAACCCCGCAGUCAAGGUGCUGUGUGGGGUGGGCUGUUGUUACCAUUACAUGGAGGAGAAGUUCAAUCCAGACUGUCCACUUGUUGAGGACAGUUUCCCUGUAGGAUUCCCAAUGAGUCGGCAUCUCAUUAAUAAGGAAGUGUACCUGGGGAGGAAGGCGAGGAACUUUGCCUCCCAGUCCCUCUACAGACAGGCACAGGACACUGAGCUGUCAUUUGCAACCUAUCCUCGCUGUCUGCUGCAGAAGAUCCUUUUGGAUGUAGUCGGACACAUAGAUCCAGACUGGAAGGGUCUCCGAGGACUGGGGGGUAUGACUCCAGACAUGCACCAGUAUGUUAUGAAGGCAUUUACCAGACUUGGACUUCCAACAGACAAGAUAACACCAGAGCUGGUUGAGGAUUACUGCCACAGAUAUAUAGAGGACAGGAAAAAGCUUGCAGCCUUCCGCCAACUCAAGUCCGUGUUAGCCCCCACCAUAGAGUCGGUAGUACUGCUAGACAGGGCCUGUUACCUACUAGAACAGGAGUGUAUCAGUCAAGUGUACAUGGUCCAGAUGUUUGACCCAGUUAUCUCCCCUCGUUGCUAUGGAAUUGUCGCCAUUAAGAAGACAUGAUGACAGCUCUCACCUCCUAUACCUAUGUUCUUGUUAGGAUGCGAGAUUGACAUUGUUGGUGUGUGAGUCGCAUCAACACACACAGAAGAAUGGGGGACAGAUCUGGGGCCCCA